This is a messenger RNA of Daldinia childiae, 4080 nucleotides long. RefSeq names its product Nucleolar pre-ribosomal-associated protein 2. The coding region runs from base 1 to 4080 and encodes 1359 amino acids. Gene Ontology annotation, biological process: ribosome biogenesis. The transcript is spliced from 5 exons. NCBI's taxonomy places the organism in Eukaryota, Fungi, Ascomycota, Sordariomycetes, Xylariales, Hypoxylaceae. Gene Ontology annotation, cellular component: nucleolus. The record is from RefSeq and is a predicted model, not a curated record.
AUGGAGGUGGAUAGCGACUUAGGGUCGCGCCGGCUUGCUCUAAUCAAAGCUGUAAGAUCUCUCGAUGAAGAUGGAACAACUGCGCUAUCCGAAAAAAUCUGCAGACUUUGGGUUUUACUUUCAGCUACAAAGGGUACAAGAUUCCAUGGUGUUGAAGAAAACAUAUUACGAUGGCUAUUCAAGAAUAUGAGCGGCAAGACCGAGGAUGCUGAACAGGUCCGACGGUAUCCUCUUACUUGGUCUCUUUUGAGCCAUGUAUUUCCCAAGAUCCCGACGCAAACACUGGGAAGAUCGCUCGCAUCUCUUCGAUUCGUCUCUAUCCUGCACCAGACCGUAAACGACAUCACCACGGCUCGAAAGCCUUCUCCUGUAUCGUCAACUCAAACGAAUGGAACUGCCUCAGAUAAAACGAAAAAGAGGAAGAGAGACGACGGAUUUCCAUCCGAUAUCGAGGAACUUCGUACUCCGCAAGGUUGCAUAAAGUCAGCUGCCGAACUAUUUGGGGCUUUAGGUAGUCUCCUUGAUCAGGGGGCUCGCCGCAGAGGACCUAAUACUCCAGAACGAAGAGUUGGAGCCGAGCAUAUCAAAUCGCUCUUCUCUUCAUCUAAUGAAGAAACCAGAGAUAUCGCUGCAGGACUACUUCUGACCUGCGAUCGCUCACUGGGCGUUCUCGAACAUGGCCUUUCCGGAGAUCAAGAAUCAUGGAUCGGCAUUAUAACUACUCUCUGGAAUCUCCGCGUUCAUAAUAAAGAUGACAGCCUUGAGUUUGCUAGACAUAUAUAUGUGCCUAUAUGUUCUAUUCUAACAAGGCUACGUGGCCUUGUUGGGGUGGCGCCUGUGACAGUGACCAGCGAUGGGGCUAGGAGUCUCUGGAUUCGACAGCUUGAGCGGUUCUUAAAUGCAUACUUCGUUCGCCCUGCAAGGCAUACGUUCGCGACAGACGAAAAUGUUGAGGUAAUAGAGACUGCUCUGGAUCUGGCAAAGAGAAAUUUAGGCGGCUCCGCCAUUGUUACAUGGGAUGUAGCAGCAAGGACGCCUCGAGAUUCGAGUAAUCCGAAAUCGAAAACUGAGCACACGUUAUGGGCUCAGAACGUCUUUACGGUCUUGCUCAAAGCUAUCCAACCUUUGGAACCUUUAGUUCGAAAUCAAAUCAUCAUUCAAUUAUUAGAUACAGCUAUCCAGGCAAACUCGGUUCCAAACACCACAGCUCUACGGACCGUGUGCCGAGAGCAUGCGCUUGGAACGGAUGAAACUGACUGGAAACUAAUUUCAAAGGCUCUUGCCUGUGAUGCUGAUGUGUUCCUCACAGACGAUUCUCUAAUUGAAGGCGUUUUCAACAGAAUAAGUUCUAUUUCAAGCCAUGAUCUUAUCACAAGAGAAACUGUUGUUAAGGAGGUUAUUCUUCCCUUAGAAGAUGCCUUCGCAAAAUCGCGAAACUUCUCAGGCUUUAUCCAGAAAUGGCAUGAAUGUCUCGGCGAGAGUGCUACCGACUCAUUGGGCCAAUCAAUAUGGGUUGAUGCCGAAAUUCGGCAACAUUUGGCUAAGAUUUUGCAAAGCACGUUAACUAGCACACAAUUGAUCCGUAUCUUAGAACGCCUAACUUCUUCAGAUGUUCCUAGCGGGGCACUCUUAGUCGUCCUUGAUGGGAUCUCAGCGGGAAUCACCGAAGAGGAUUUCACGACAAGUGCUGAUUCGAAGAUUUUCUCCGCGCUUUUUGAAGGCAAGAACUACAAGGAUAUUCCGUCUUCGAUUUUGUCAUUAAGAUGGCGUAUUGCUGGCCGUAUGGCUUCUUGGGAGACGUCAGAAGAGGUUGAUCGGCUUUGGGUUGAGUUAAAAUCGGCCCUUAAGCGCAUUCUAAGGAAGGGUCUUCUAUCUGACCCUGAGACUUUUGAAGCAUUUGGCUAUUCUUACAAUGUAUGGCUGGCUAACUAUCCGGGAGGCAAGCAUUACGCGGAUCUUGCUAAACUCACGCGUUCAUUUCUUGAAAGAGUCAUCUCUGAUAUGAAAACUAACGUCGACUCCUCUGUAUCACGGCCUUACAUGGACUAUGUGUUUAGAUUCUUACCAAGGCUUGCCGAUAUACCGAAAAGAGAAGCCGCUGACCUCAGAGAUCUCAUCAUAGAUAUGUUUUGGCAGACUGAACAGAAGUUCAUAGUUGAUAAGGACAUGCUACUUAGUGACGCUCUACAGCCCCUCCUGCAUAACUUCGAUUGCGAAGAUGAUGAAGCGUUAAUUGAUGCCCUCAUAUCAAAACCACUUGAUGGUCUUGACGAUACAGAAAACCAGUCAGGCUGGACGCAACCGCGGGGCCUCUCGAUGCUUUCGAUUCUCUUGGACUUCCCACGCGAAGCCUUGACUAAAGGGCGGCGAAAGCGCAUUAUGUCUUCAUGGAAAAAUUGGAGAUCGAAAAUAGCCAAUCAUGCAUCGCAGGAUUCAUUAUUAGCAGUUACUGUGCUUAGAUUGUUGGUCAAAGUAAUGCAGCAACCAACAUUUUACGAAGAUAUGGAAUUUGACGAUCUUGUUUACAUAUCUUCUAACAUGUGGCAAGACGAUAAAACUGUUGUUGCUUUAAUUGAGAAGCUCAUCGACCUGACAUUACGGCAAAUGGUCACUAAUACCGAUGGGCCUUCUCUAGCCUACUUGACCGAGGCGUCGAACUUUGUGAAGAGCCUUGAGCCAAAGGCAUCGAAACACACAGCUGCUCAAAUACUUCUGGUGAAGAGUAUAGUCUCCGCACUGCACAACUCCUCCAACAAGUCAUAUAUCUCAACUAUCAAUGUGGAUGAAAUCGUACGCAAACUAGAACGACAGGUACAAAAUAGCUUGACCAGAUUUGCGUCCGAGAACAAACAAACGGACCUGGCUAUGGAAGAUGAGUCUACUAUACUCUCACUUUCUAUAACACUAAGCGGGGCGGCAUGUACUGCCGAUGCUUACGAAGAGAGACGGAUUGAGCUCACAGAUAAGACUAUCCACCAAUUGGAAAGCAUAAGUACAUCAUACGUGUCUAAGAAAAUCAACAUUGGCUGGAAGCUACGAGCAUUCCUCUUCAGAAACCACCCAGAUCGAUACGACUCGUUAGGCUUAUUUACGCAGUUAGGACAAGCAUCUACAGCGGUUGGUGAGGAUGUCGUAUAUGAUUUGGUCGAUGCCUUUGUGAAAAAUCGUGAUCAGCCCGUAAGGGAUCGGCUGCUUGGUGAAUUAAUCGGCAGUGGGAAGCUGGCCGGUGGCGCUAUCGGGCCCCUCCUGGCUGUUAAGAGGCUUAUCGAGCUGCGUCAUGGACCUGCUACCUUAUCAUCUAGUGCUGAGGCGCAAGAUAUUAUUGACCUUGGCGUCGUACAUGAGCGACUUGCCUCUCUACUAAGCAAGGCAGAAUCUCUCCGACACUUCAAACAGUUGUCUGAGAUCUUAUUGCUGCUUCUUGAUAAGCACGCUAACUCUAUGGCCCAGUUCAAUAUCGAGACAACACUAAGCAGUGUUGUUCAUGUAUGUUCACAGACAGGCCCUAAAAUACAGGACCAUAAAGCAGCAGGAGAGAUUUACGAUAAGUUAUACCGAUUAGUGGCCCUUAUACUCAAACGACACCGACUUCGCUUGACGGGGCACUUCCCGAUCCUGCUUGCCGCAUUGCGAGCACUCCUUGCUACUUUACUGGCCGACCCUGGCCUCGAUAAAGCAGAUGCAACAUUCUCACAGGCUUGUCCACCAUGGCUUGAAUCUCACCUGCAGUCGAGACACGCAGAACGGUUCACUCGCCUCCUCAUGCUUAUAUGUGAGCCAAGCGCGGCAUCGGUGGCCCGCACACGAUCGAACGAAUUAGAUUCCGCAACAGACAUUGCGAAACGGACAGCGGGGCAGGACAUGUUCACCAUACUAGAGUUAUAUAUCAAACUGCAGCUUGAGGUGAACGUGCCACGAGACAUUAGAAAAGCUCUCGAGCCGGGCGUCUACUCAGUCCUCGACAUCACGCCACAGGGAUGUAGGAGGGUACUGAAUGAAUCCCUAGAUGCGAACGGGCGCGCCAUAUUUAGGGAGAUGUUUGCGAAUUACAAAAAGUUUGGGAAGUGGACUGGUGUCUAA